Molecule: messenger RNA, 1950 nt
Organism: Megalops cyprinoides (Indo-Pacific tarpon)
Lineage: Eukaryota; Metazoa; Chordata; Actinopteri; Elopiformes; Megalopidae
Product: barrier-to-autointegration factor
Exons: 3
Coding region: 93-365 (90 amino acids)
Molecular function (GO): DNA binding
Source: RefSeq, a predicted model, not a curated record
GUUUUGGAAUUUAGAGCGAAACAGCAGACAAGAGGGAGACGCUGUGUUUUAACGGACGUUAGUUCACACUUUAAUAGAACAGUGGGGUAGCCAUGUCUUCAACAUCUCAGAAGCACAAGGAGUUUGUGGCAGAGCCCAUGGGGGAGAAGCCGGUGAUGGCGCUGGCCGGAAUCGGGGAGGUGCUGGGGAAGAGGCUUGAGGAAAAGGGCUUCGACAAGGCGUAUGUAGUCUUGGGCCAGUUCCUGGUGUUGAAGAAGGAUGAGGAGUUGUUUCGGGACUGGUUGAAAGACACAUGCGGUGCCAACGCCAAGCAGCAGGGUGACUGCUACAGCUGCCUUCGCGAAUGGUGCGACUCAUUCCUGUAGUUCACCCACCCCCCACCAUCAGAUGGCACUGCAUCUUCAUUUUCACAGUCUUUCUCGCCCAAGGUCAUGCACCCCUCAUCUGGCAUCUUCCACAAUCUUUAGACUGUUUCUCUCACACACAGUACCUCUCUCACAGUGUGUGGUGGGUUUUGGUUUUUUGGGUGGGUUCACGAAUGGAUUUGAAGUUUUUUUUUUUUUGGUCUAUAUGUGUACAACUUUAUUUGACAGAAAAACUUCUCAGUGGGGCACAUAAUAUUCUUAUGUUCUUAUGGAAGUAAACCUCUGUUCCCACUCCUUGCUUAGUACGGUCCUUUCCCUUUCUGACCGUUAUUCAAAUGGAUAGCGCUUUUUAAAUGUUUUAUACCCAAACAGCUUUCAACCAUGAAAAGUUCUCUUGGAUACACUUGUUCUGAUGUUACUCUACAGCUUCCCAGGUUACCAUAUUUUGUGAUUCAUUUGUUCAUUUUGUAAUUACCAUUUGUAAUUGACACCUGCUAAUUAAGCCUGACAUACAUACUGCACUGUAUUGUGAUAUUUUCUGUACGUAAGUUGGAGAGUUGCAACACCAAGAACGUUCAUAUUCUUAAACCGUUAAUUAAGCAUGAAGUUGUCUUUGUGUGAUAGGUUGAGUAUUUCAGAAGUUGAUUUGAUCACAAUAUCAGAAAAAGGAAGGGUUUAGGGGAAAUUUUGCUGCUUUCAUACAAACUUAAAAAUGGAGGGAUACCUGAUUGACACACUGGUUUUUUUUUUUUGUCUGACUGUGAGAACGAAAAAUGCUGUUCCCUUAUUGGUUCAGUUUUCAGUUAUUUAAAAUUCUUCCCAACAGUUUUUAUGUUGGAUCUUUUUUUAAUAAAAUUGAGAGUACAAUACAAGGACAAAUAUGUCCUGUUUGUUUUAAUGUGAUUUUACAGCAAUAGGCUUAAAAAGAAACAAAUCAAUGUGUGAUUUGCUCAGCAUACAAACAGUGUGAGGUUUAGAGUGAGUGUGUAUGCAAGUGAGAAGGUCAGCUUGAAACUAGAAAAUUAGUUCAUUUAAGUUACAAGCCUUUCAGAAGACCAGUAUUUACACAGAACAACUCAAAGCAUGAUGGGGAGACUAAAAGGCUUUUAUUCCAGUGGAUUUCACUGAAAAGCUAACAGUUGCAGUCUGCUUUCUCCAUCAACAAGACUCGUAUUUAGUUUUAAACCUUACUUUCAUCAAUCCUAUAAAUCUCUAUUUAUCUCCCCCCACAAACUUAAAAGUGACCUAUUCAGUAAUAGGAUGUUAUGGAAAUGGCUUGCCAUUACACGAUAUUGCACAGCACAACAGCACAAUACAUGAUCUUAUCUUGGAAAAGGAUUGAGUGAUAUAAAGGCAUUAACUGUACUAUGCCUAGAGUAAAAGGACAUUAAAAUGGCUGUACUCUACUGUGUUAAAAGGUGAAAAUCAUUGUAAGACUAAAUGAAUUUUAGGAUUAAAUACCCCCUUUCCCUCCGAAUAUACUAAUUCUAAAAAGGUGACAUUGCAACUAGCCAAUGCAUUAUUAAACCAUUUAAAAUCCAAUCCCUUUUUAGCCAGUCUUCGAAAAUAAAUCUAUUUCAUGUGC